Molecule: messenger RNA, 3483 nt
Organism: Chelonoidis abingdonii (Abingdon island giant tortoise)
Lineage: Eukaryota; Metazoa; Chordata; Testudines; Testudinidae
Product: B-cell receptor CD22-like
Biological process (GO): B cell activation; regulation of B cell proliferation; negative regulation of B cell receptor signaling pathway
Cellular component (GO): extracellular exosome; early endosome; external side of plasma membrane
Molecular function (GO): CD4 receptor binding; sialic acid binding; protein phosphatase binding
Source: RefSeq, a predicted model, not a curated record
GACUGGGACCCAGGACACCCGGCUUCUCUCUCACCCUUGGGAGGGGAGCAGGGUCUAGUGGUUAGGGCAGGUAGCGGGUUCCCUGCAGUCUCCCCUCUAGCCGGUCUCUCUCCACUCCGGGUGGUUAAUGUUGCUCUGGGUCAUCACAGGAACCAACCAGCCCUUCGUUCUUUCCUCUGCUCCCUGGCGCCGCGGCUGCCCUGAGGUCACCAUGAGGCAUUUCAUCUGGCUGCUGUUCCUACCCGGCUUCCUGUGUCAAUGUGACCCACCUGUCGAGGUCCCCGAGUCCCUGAGCGCUUGGACGGGGGCCUGUCUGUCCAUCUGGUGCCGCUAUAAAUCCUGUGUCGUGAACCCCAUAAAGACAAACAAAUUGAUCAUCAGCUCCCUGACCUGGUACCUGAACCCUGUGUAUGACUUUGAGAAGAAACAUUUCAGUGGCACCAUCCUGUAUAAACACAACGUCACCAUCAGCCCGGCCUUGGCAAGGCGUGUGAGGUUCCUGGGGGACCUGGAGAAAGAUUGCAGCCUGCAGCUGUCUGACCUGCGGGCCAGCGAGAACGGCUCGUAUGGGCUGAGACUGAUCGCCUUGAACCCCAGGAAUCAGAAGGAGGAGAAGAAGUGGAUGACUAAGAUCAGUGUGAAUGUGACGGAUUCGCCUCCAGCUCCUCAAAUCAAAGCACCCAGCGAGCUCAGGGAGUCAGUCCCGGCCCAGGUAGUUUGCUCCAUAGCCUAUUACUGCCCUGACUACCCCAUAACUCUGACGUGGGUCUGUUUGGGGCAUGGGACCCCUGAGUCCACCACAAGGAUGGACAUUGGAAGGACCGAGAACACACUGACUUUCACGCCCACCUGGCAGGACCAUGGGACAAAUGUAACCUGCCGGCUCAGCACCCCGGCUGGGACACCGAGCUCCGAGAGCAGCGUGGUGCUGGACGUGAAAUAUGCCCCUAAGGGAGUCCAGGUGAAAGCGACACCCGGAGAGACCAUCCAAGAGGGGGACAGAUUCGUGCUGACGUGCAUAACCAAGGGCAGUAACCCCCCCGUCUUCACAUACAACUGGUAUAAGGACUCACAGUUGCUGCACCAGAGGCAGGAACAGAGGCUGGAGUUUGAAGCCAAGGGGGACGAGCAUUCUGGUUCCUAUGUCUGUGAAGCCGUCAAUGAAAUAAGCUCAAUCCGAUCCCCAACGCUGCAGAUAGACGUCCACUAUGCCCCAAAGGACGUGCGUGUGGAACUGGUGACAGGCUCUCAGAUCCAGGAAGAGACCACGGUUGUGCUCAGCUGCUCUUGCAGGGCUCAUCCGCCCGUCAGCAGCUACACAUGGUACAGAAACGGGCAGCACAUCCCUGCACAAACCCAGCAGGAGCUUCGCUUUGACAAGAUCCAUCCCAACCAGUCCGGUUCCUACCACUGUGAGCCUCAGAACAGAGUCGGGAUGUCAGAGUCGCCAGCCAUUACAGUCGACGUACAGUAUCCCCCCAAGGAGGUACAAAUCACCCUCCAAAACCCCCAGCACAUCUGGGAAGGCGAUGCGGUGACACUGAACUGCUCCGUGGGCAGCAGUAACCCCCCGGUGACCAAGUACACGUGGUACAAGGAUGACAGCCAGUAUCAGGAGACCCAGGAGAGUGUCCUGACCUUCCCUGCCACAGAAGAGCGGUCCGGUAGCUACAGCUGUGAGGCCCAGAAUGCGAUCGGCUAUAGACAGUCUCUGCCUGUCUCAGUGGAUGUGCAGUAGGUCGGUGGGACGCCGGCCAGGAAACUCAGCAGCCAGGAGGGAUUUCAGGCCGGCGACCCCUGGCUUCAGGAGGCAUCCCGUCAGCGGAGCCGAGACAGGGCGUGAUGCUCUUGGCCCAGUUUUCCUCCUUUGACGACACCUCUGCCCUCAACGGCGCGGGUGCUGGGCCAGUCGGCUGAGGGGCAGGAAUGUCGCUGCAUUUAAUGGUCAGUAGAACACCCAGGGUGAGCGUAGGUGAAAGCAGAAAUCUCCAACUCUCCGGAGUCCCCAUCCCAGGCCGUAUUAUGGAAGGUGACAGAAAUCGCUAUAUUGUAGGGCUUAUUCUGCAUUGGAAAGGUAAAUCACUAACCUCUAGCUGGGCUGGCUACGGUGCAGGGGUGAUUGCUGGCGAGUUACGUAGCCAGAGGCCAUUCUGGGAGUGUGAGGGGUGGGUAGUUGUCUUCUGGGGAUGCCUAGGGGAAGCAGCUCCUAAUAUAGUCACCACCUGUCGGAUUUCGAGGGUUGCUAUCGAAAAUCCGGCCGGAGUCUCUGGCGAGGACAGAAAUUCGUGGCUUGUACAGAUAAGUAGUUUAGAGCCGGCAAGAGUAAUUCUGUAGCACAGAACUGGGGAGUGGAUUGAUUUCCCUCCCCUCCUCUCUCCACCUAGGUUACACCCAGGUAACCUUAACUCUGCCCCUGGGUAUGUGACCAGACAAUAUUGGGAUCGCCCCAGUAUUAGGGGCUUUGUCUUAAUGAACAACUAUCCCCUCCCCACACCACCCACAAACAAAAAAGGGUCCCAAUUUUUCACACUUGCUCUCUGGUCACCUUGCCCCCAAGUGGGUUGGUUGGAGCAGCUUGGCAGAGAUGUGACUGGGGCGUGGGGUGAUCUUAGGGGGGCCCUGCACUCCUUGGGGAGUGUCUGUGAGCUGCUCUGUGUGCCCCCUGCCUGGUUGUGGGGGAAAGGGGCACACAUGUAUGUUGCGAGGGCUGGCGUGUCUCAUGGAAGCGCUGCGUGGGCUAGUUUGUGUCCGCAGUGGGGCAGGGGGUUUUCUUGCCAUGGGGUGAGCCCAAGGCAAACGGGCAGUAACGGUUCAUAAGCACCGGGUUCUGUCCAUGGUGCAGGUGAAGGGUCUGAGGGGUGGGGGCUCCUGCUCAGCGCCAGGGCGUGUCUGUGACGUGGCAGGCGAAGGAUCACAGUGAAUUUCAAAGCCAGUCGAGUGAGGCGCGUUUGGGGGAGUCAGUUUGUAAACAGAAACCUGCUCCCAGCCGGCACAAGGGCUCAGCUCACGUGGUGCGAGGAGAGACUGGCAGAGCCCAGUGGGCGGCAAUCGGCCGGAUCCCUGUUGGAGUCAAUGGGGCCAGACCCUCAGCUGGUGUCUGGGGUUACAGCAGGGGGGCUGGGAACCAGGACUCCUGGGUUCUCUCCCUGGCUCUGGGAGGGGUGGGGGGUCUACUGGUUAGAGCGGGGGGGGUGGCAUAGCAACAGCCUCUGCUGGCAAAUAUGACUCAGCCCCUGCGCUCUCCACCCCCCACAUCCUGUGUGUCUUUGCCAUGGUCUCCCUGGGCCGUGCUCCAGCCCCGGAUGUGGGUGAUUGUGGCGGGUGCUGGGCUCCAGGGGGAACGUCACAAACAUGUAGCAAUUGCCUGGCCGCUGCUGGAGAGGAGAGUGGCUGAGCGCCGGCUGUGCUGCCCGUAGGCCUGCCCGGGGCGAGUUCAUCAUGUGGGGCCCUGCCCUGCCCUUCCUCUGCCUCCUCAUUGGUGAG